Messenger RNA from Saccostrea cuccullata (small rock oyster), 1838 nucleotides. RefSeq names its product argininosuccinate lyase-like. The transcript has 16 exons. NCBI's taxonomy places the organism in Eukaryota, Metazoa, Mollusca, Bivalvia, Ostreida, Ostreidae. Gene Ontology annotation, molecular function: argininosuccinate lyase activity. Gene Ontology annotation, cellular component: cytosol. The record is from RefSeq and is a predicted model, not a curated record. The coding region runs from base 164 to 1558 and encodes 464 amino acids.
GCCUAGAAUAUCCUCUGUAGCCCCAGCAGUCGAUUUUUAGAAAGAAGCUGUAAAUUACUGAGCUUCUUUGACCAGUUGACGAUUUGCACCAGUUGGAACAGCUUGCAGAAAACUGACUGCAUCAAGGGAUUUAUCAGCUGACGUUUGAGCGCCAAAUCCAGCUAUGGAGAAGCAGAAACUAUGGGGUGGUCGAUUUACUGGUGCUACUGAUCCUGUUAUGGAGAAAUUCAAUGCUUCUAUUCAAAUCGAUAAGCGGAUGUGGAGAGAAGAUCUGCAGGGGAGCAAGGCUUAUGUUAGAGCUAUCCAAAAAGUAGGACUGGUUUCUGAAGAGGAGUGUCAGUCAAUUUUAUCUGGUCUAGAAAAGGUGGGCGAGGAGUGGGAGAGUGGGACAUUUGAUAUUAAGGAUUCAGAUGAGGACAUUCACACAGCCAAUGAAAGAAGACUAAAGGAGCUGAUUGGUAGUGCAGCCAGCAAACUACAUACAGGACGCAGUCGUAAUGACCAGGUCAGCACAGACAUGAGACUGUGGAUGAAGAAUGCACUCCUAGUCCUCAAGACUGAGCUACAGACCUUUGUCACAGUAAUCCUCAACAGGGCUAAACAAGAAAUGGACGUUUUGAUGCCCGGCUACACCCACCUCCAGAGAGCUCAGCCAAUCAGAUGGAGCCACUGGUUGCUCAGCUAUGGUUGGAUGUUGAAGCGUGAUCUUGAACGUCUACAAGGAUUACAGACUAGAGUUAGUUCUCUGACACUGGGAAGUGGGGCACUGGCUGGAAAUCCAUUUCCAAUAGACAGAACAAGUCUUGCUUCAGACCUUGGAUUUCUGGACAUAUCUGGAAACAGCUUAGAUGCUGUAAGUGAUAGGGACUUUGUAGCGGAGUUUCUGUUCUGGGCCUCUAUGGUGGGGACACAUCUGAGUCGCUGGGCUGAGGACCUUAUUCUAUACAGCUCUAAGGAGUUUGGCUUUGUUACUCUGGCUGAUGCUUAUAGCACUGGCAGCAGCUUGAUGCCUCAGAAGAAGAAUGCAGACAGCCUGGAACUGAUCAGAGGCAAAGCUGGCAGGAUGUUUGGUCAUUGUUCUGGAUUCCUCAUGACAUUGAAGGGAAUACCUAGUACAUACAACAAGGACUUGCAGGAAGAUAAGGAAGCCAUGUUCGAUGUGUAUGACACUCUACUAGGUGUGGUUAAAGUAGCAAUAGGUGUCCUCUCUACUUUACAGAUAGAUGCAGACAAAAUGAGACAAGCUUUGAGCCCAGAAAUGCUGGCAACAGAUAUAGCUUAUUAUUUAGUCAGAAAAGGGAUCCCAUUUCGGGAGGCUCAUGGUUUAUCAGGAAUGUGUGUGGCACUGGCUGAAAAGAAGAAGUGUUCUUUAUCAGAACUAACACUACAAGAUUUCAGAUCUGUCAGUGAGCAGUGUACUGAGGAUAUUUUGUCUAUCUGGGAUUAUGAGAAGUCCGUAGAUCAGUACAGUGUAUAUGGAGGAACAGGGAAAACAAGUGUUACAGCUCAGAUCGAGAAUCUAGAGGCCUGGCUAAACCAGUCAGAUCUACUGCAAUGAGGGAGAAUCUAGAUGUAUUUACAUCACAGACAGAGAUGUUAGACACCUCACAACUUAGAAGCAAUGCAAAAAUACAAUGUCUACAGCUUUAAACAAUAGACAUUUGAUGGAUAUAACUUGGAAAAUCAAAACGUUUUCUCAUACUGUAUAGAAAGUCAUUGCCAUUGUGAUGGACAGUUUAUGAUAUUACUGACACCACAGGGUGGCUGACUACAAAUUUGCAUUAUGUCAAGAUGUUUUACCAUAUGUAUAUGCUAUUGAAUAAAUCAAUUGCAUUAAA